AUGGGAUUAUUAUCUAAGAAAAAACUACUUCCUUGGGAUCAAACAAAACAACAUGCUGACCAUAUUCGUAAUCAAGGAAUCAAACAAUUUUUAUCAAUUUAUAAUAAAGCAAAAGAUAGGGAAAAUGAUAGUUUACUGUGGGGUGACGAGAUUGAAUAUAUGGUAAUUGCGUAUGAUGAUGAAAACAAGAACGCAAAAUUAUCAUUAAGAGCUCAAGAUAUUUUACAAGAAUUGCAAAACGAAGUAGAUGAAGCAAAGAGAAAAAAUGAAGCAGUUGAUGCAUUAUGGCAACCCGAAUUUGGAGCGUAUAUGAUCGAAGGAAUACCUAGUGAUCCUUACGGAAGUUCUUUAAAAUGUUUGACUCAGGUUGAACAAAAUAUGAAACGUAGAAGAGAAAUUGCAUCCAAAUAUUUAAACCCAAAUGAAAGUUUAGUUACUUUAGUCAACUUCCCACGUCUCGGUUGUUCAAGUCAAUUCUUAGAGCCUCAGCAUAAUAAGCCAUUGGGGUCUGAGUUAAAAAGUUUAUUUGUGCCGGAUGAAGCCAUGAAUCCACAGGAAAAAUUUCGAACAAUGAAUGCUGGUAUUGAAAGUCGUCGAGGAACAAAGGUCGCUCUCAAUGUUCCGACUUUUCGUGACAAAAAGAGUGAAGAAGCUUUACCAGAUCGUAUAUAUAUGGAUUCGAUAAUUUUUGCGGCUGGUAGCUGUUGUCUGCAAACAACUAUUCAAGCUUGUAAUAUUAGAGAAGCUAGGAAAUUAUAUGAUCAAUUAGCAAUUUUUU
Racocetra persica is the source of this 778-nucleotide messenger RNA. NCBI's taxonomy places the organism in Eukaryota, Fungi, Glomeromycota, Glomeromycetes, Diversisporales, Gigasporaceae. The record is from the annotation of a GenBank genome assembly.